AUGCCUUUCCUCCUGGGUCUCAGACAGGACAAGGAAACCUGCAUGGGUGUCAACAAUCAAAGUUACAUAUGUGAAACGGGCCACUGUUGUGGACAAUCCCAGUGUUGCAACUACUACUAUGAACUCUGGUGGUUUUGGCUGGUGUGGACCAUCAUCAUCAUCCUCAGCUGCUGUUGUGUUUGCCAUCACCGACGCACCAAGCAUCGUCUCCAGGCCCAGCAACGGCAACACGAGAUCAACCUGAUCGCUUACCGGGAAGCCCAUAACUAUUCAGCCCUGCCGUUUUAUUUCCGGUUUUUGCCAAAUUAUUUACUACCUCCCUAUGAGGAAGUGGUGAACCGACCACCGACCCCCCCGCCACCAUAUAGUGCCUUACAUCAGCAGUGCGUCCCAGCAGGCAGCAGUAGCACAAUCCCAGACACGCCAAGAAACCUGCAGCCAGCGCAGAGCAGCUCAGCAUCACCCAGCGGCAAUAACAGCAGUACUGACAACACCGGGUCCCCUGGCCUUGGGGACCCCGAGCCCUCCACCACCACGCUGGUUGAGCGAGCAGUUGCCAAAAUGCAAAGCGUCGAGCCCGGCGGUACCAGCACAGGAGCCGAGCUAGUGGAGAGGGCCGGUCCUGAUAAGGAUACGGAGUGCAAGGAGGAACUGCUAAAAGGUUACAGCUCUGAGAGCUUAGAGCAGAGCAGCGCCAUUCCCGACGUGAAGGACAAGACGCCGGGCAGGCAGCGCCGUUUCACUGGUGACUCGGGCAUCGAAGUCUGCGUAUGCAACCGGGGCCAUCACGACGACGACCUCAAGGAGUUCGACGGGCUCAUCGAUGAUGCUCUGGACGGGCCCCUGGACUUCUGCGACAGCUGCAGUGGCCGCCCCCACGGGGACGAGGAGGAAGGGCUUUUUCAUGCCGUGGAAGAGCAGCACCGCGAACACAGCCACCACCACCUGCCCCGGCAGCCGGUGUGUGUACUCUUGAACACAAUAAAUGAGCAGGACUCUCCAAACUCUCGUACCAAUAACUCCCCCAGCUAAGGUGGCAGAGUGGAAGGGAGAAUUGGGGGAAAAAACAAAGAAAUAAAAGUGGAAUAAGAGGAUUAAAACUUUAACAGGAGGAAAAGGUGAUAAAACCUUCUUUUUUUAGUUUAUUUUUCUUUCUCCCCCUCCAAUAUAACUUGGGGACUAGUCCCCGAAGGCCCGGCUUGUGGGGGACGGGUCGCUCUGGGUUUUGUUAAUCGUGUCCGUCCUGCUCCGUGGGGCAGUGACUGAUGUUUCUCAAUGAGACCUUCUAACAAAUGGAACUUUCCCAAUGGUGAUUUUGGUGAUGGUUAUUAUGAGUUUGUUGGUUUUAGUUUUCCAAAACUGCUUUAUCUUGCAAUCAGUAAAGCUCAGCAAAUCUCACCCUGGGAGGAUACGAAAUCACCAUAAGGCUUCAACCUCCAGGUGUCUUCCCAGAAGCAAGCAGCUUCUGACAUUGCCGGCAGUCAGUAGCCCAAGAGUUCUGGUUUGAUAUAGUGCUCUUGAGGCAUUGGGGAUUUAUUUUAUUUUAUUUUUAU
Nipponia nippon (crested ibis) is the source of this 1553-nucleotide messenger RNA. RefSeq names its product WW domain binding protein 1 like (gene WBP1L). The record is from RefSeq and is a predicted model, not a curated record. Lineage: Eukaryota; Metazoa; Chordata; Aves; Pelecaniformes; Threskiornithidae.